AGUAACUGUGAUUGUGCAGUGAUAAAUUUUGUGUUGUUGUUUCAGCUCGCAGUUCUCUUCGCCAUUGUUGGUGUUUCUAUUGCCGCUUCCGUUUCCGGUUCUAAUCCAGAUGCAGCUGCCGAAGUGGUCAAAAGUGAACUAGAUAAUAUUGGUGUUGAAGAUUUUAAAUACAGUUAUGAAACCAGCAACGGAAUCUUAGCUGAAGAAGUGGGACAUCUGAACAAUCUUGGAUCAGAGAAUGAGGCUCUGUCCGUUUCUGGGUCGUUCAAGUAUGUUGCUCCUGAUGGUGUGACUUAUUCCAUCAGUUAUAUUGCUGACGAAAAUGGAUUCCAACCACAAGGGGAGCAUUUGCCACACUAAACUGUAUUUUGUAAUAAAAUUUAUUAAUGCAUAA
Messenger RNA from Aethina tumida (small hive beetle), 394 nucleotides. RefSeq names its product cuticle protein CP14.6-like. The annotation marks the transcript as partial. NCBI's taxonomy places the organism in Eukaryota, Metazoa, Arthropoda, Insecta, Coleoptera, Nitidulidae. Gene Ontology annotation, molecular function: structural constituent of chitin-based larval cuticle. The record is from RefSeq and is a predicted model, not a curated record. The transcript is spliced from 2 exons. Gene Ontology annotation, cellular component: chitin-based extracellular matrix.